Pestalotiopsis fici W106-1 is the source of this 2958-nucleotide messenger RNA. RefSeq lists its product as uncharacterized. Lineage: Eukaryota; Fungi; Ascomycota; Sordariomycetes; Amphisphaeriales; Sporocadaceae. The coding region runs from base 1 to 2958 and encodes 985 amino acids. The transcript has a single exon. The record is from RefSeq and is a predicted model, not a curated record.
AUGUCCGACGCUACGACAGCUUCAGACUCGCCAGAAGAUGACACCUCGGAACAGCUAACAACCACUGCGGCAGCUGCCUCCCGCAGUGACUUGACUGACCUAUACCAACGGCGCGGUGCUAAAGCCACCAAAGCGCUGGGAAAGGCUCGCAAGGAGAGGAAAUACGACAAGAAUGUACUUUCGGGAAGAGAUCUUGAGCGUCUGACCAUCCGCCCUAAUGACGGCGAGAGCGAGGAGCGCAUCGUCGCCAAGGCUACUCAAGAGCAGCGCGAUCGAUUUGGACAGUACAAGCACUAUUCCUUUGUCAAGGAAUGGACACCGCUCAGCGACAAAGGCCGGCUGGACGACGAGUGGUUCAUCACCGAUCCAGAAGUUCUCCCGGAGGAUGAUCCUGGGUACCUCUGCGAAAUGUGUCGACAUCUCAACUUUGAGGCAAUGUUUACGCAGCGUGAACUUCCGGGUAAUAGUGUGCCAUCAAUGCCUACACGAAUCAAUCUUCACGGCCUCUGGAAAAUCAUGCAGGGCGAGGGAAACACCUGUGCUUUCUGCGGACUACUGCGGCGCAAGAUCAUCGAGGGGGGGAAAGUGGACCCAAAUGAGGAAGAUGGCAUUAAAGACGGUCAAUUCUUCAUCAACGUGAUUGAUGAGGGGCCGAAAUACUGUCUGAGACUGGAGAUUGAGGUCGAGGUGGAAGGAAUGAUAGUCGAUAGGUUCGUGAUACAACGAAUCGAACAAGAUUCCCAGCAGCCUUUGGCAGGAAGAAUUGUGCAGCAAGAUCAAGCCGACAUGGGCCGGCUCAGGCAGUGGCUCCAUAUCUGUGAGGAGACCCAUCAUUCCACCGAGAAUAGUCUCGAGUCUCACAUGGUGUCUCUGCGGGUUAUCGACACGGACGAGUUUCGUGUCCGUGAGGUUGACGCUCCAUUUCGGUACGCCUGCUUGUCUUAUGUCUGGGGAGACGGGAGUCAGGUGCAAUACACCACCACCACAAGAGACGGCCUGGAAGCCCUGAAUGGACUGCGAGAAGUUUCUCUACCUCCGACAAUUCAGGACGCCAUCAAAGUUGUCAAAGAAGCAGGUCUGCGGUAUCUGUGGGUUGAUGCUCUAUGUAUCCUCCAAGAUGACCCCGAGGACAAGGGGAAAAUAAUACCAAAAAUGGGUCCAAUUUAUAGCAGCGCCACCUUGACCAUCAUCGCUUCUGCGCAUGCAAACCCGCACGAGGGGUUGCCCGGUAUAGGCACUGCAGAUCGUUCCGUUGCCCAGGAUGUGGCAAAGUUCCAGGGCAUGACGUUGGCUGUAGGACUUCACGAUCCGCGCCAACCAAUCCUAGACAUCGAGGGCUCGGCAUGGAACUCGCGGGCUUGGACCUUUCAAGAGCAGGCACUUUCUGCAAGGUCUGUCCACUUUACCCGCUCGCAAAUGGUCUUCAAAUGCAUCCAUUGUGCCGUGAUGCUCGAGGAGACUGUCCCGACACCGGAUCCUGCAUUUCAACAUUCGGCGAUUGAGAACCAGGCAAAGUCCGACAUCAUGUCUCUGCUCUGGUCACACUCGUCGCUGGGACGAUUUCCCAACAAGGGAUUCACGACACGAGAUGCCGGCUCCAGCAUCAUGUUUUCCGAGGACAUUGAUAUGCAAGCAUACUACAAAAUGCCUGUGAAGGAGCAAAGAAAGAUUGCCCCAGUGUUUGACAUAAUUGUGGAUUCACCCCGUGGCUUCAUGGGUUCGCUUACUGACACUGAUGACUCGACACCAUGGGAUCUGUACCGAAAUGCGGUGGAUGAUUAUACAAAGCGGAAACUGAGUUUCGAAUCCGACGCUGUAAAUGCAUUUGCUGGUGUGGAGCAUCUUGUCCGGCGGGGAAUCAAUACCAAGUUCUGGUCCGGUUUGCCGUCCUUUGCGUUUGAACAAGCCCUGCUUUGGCAUGCUAGAGAACCUCUGGAGCGCCGAGUCCGAGACAACAGGGUGAUUUUCCCGAGCUGGUCGUGGGCAGGCUGGCGGGGUUCUGUUUCCUACCAUGGGAGGGGUUGGAAGAACUCUAUCCUGUGGGACUCCGUAUCAGUAAUACGAUGGUUUGUUAGGGAGACGCCAGCCUGGUUCAUGGAGAGGUUCAAAGAAGAAGAAAGAACAGAGGAGGAAAUUCGAGACUACCAGGAGAAACUCGACAAUGCCAGGCUACUUCUGAGAGAGCUCAAUAUUUAUGACCUGCGCUUCGUCAAUGGCAAAGACAAGGACGGAUGGGUGGUGAAGCACGACGAAGUGUACAACCGCCACAUCUACUGCCAUGAUGCCUAUCCGGGAGUUCGCUUCACCUAUCCAGUCGCUCUUCCGGGACAGGACAUUGCCGACCUUCCUGACAUGAAUGAUGUUCUUCUGUUUCAUGCUCACGUUGUCCCAAUUGUCCCAUGCGACAUGGAGAAGACCGCUUCCAAAAUGAAGCUUGAAGAUCAGUUCAUGCAGCUCGGCAUCAAUGAUGAGUCUCGCUCAGCCAACUAUCGCCCUGCAUGGCAGCGUAUUGUGUAUCACCAGGGGUAUCGUGCGGGCUUUCUGAUUCUGAAUGACGAAGAUCUCCCGGCUGUGGACGAUGGCUACGAGUAUCAUUUAGCUGCCAUCACUCGUGGAAGCCUCCCGCAUGUCCCGCCACCACCGGGAGGGUGGGACUCCUAUUGGAAUAUAGAGCCACGCAUUAUCCAGGACUUUAUCUUUGACGAGGAGUGGAAUCGAGGUCCUAGUACGGUCAUAGUACCGCGCGAGGAGGCGGAGCCAUAUUCAAGGCCUCGAAAUGAGGAUGGCGAUCCACAUUGGGACCACGGCAGGUUCAAUGGUGUUGGCGUGUUUGACGUCUACGAGGUACUGCUAUUGAUGACGAGAAAUGGAAUUUCGCGGAGGAUAGGAGCGGGGAAAAUCAAUUACUGUGCCUUUGGGGCGGCGUGUCCUGAAGACAUGUUUGUUAAGCUUUUUUAG